UGCGGUCGCGCAGCACAUUCAGAGAGGGAAAGCAAAAGUCAUCCAUCCUACUGGUCAUUCAGCAAACGCUGUCGCGUUCCAUUCUUGAAACAUCGAGCAGUCAUUGGUAGACACUGGAAUCUGUCAACGAGUAGACACCUCCUCAGCUGGAAUCAUAGGUUAGUUUGAGACGCUCUUAGAAGAUGUCCUUCUACUGUACUAGAUGAAGAGGAAGGCAAAGAACUGCAGGACUGGUAAAAUGAAGGCAAGGGCCCAGUGAAGAGCCACAGGCAACGUAGUGACAGACGACCAAGCUGAAUCUCAACCCUUUAGGGGUCAGGCCUUAAGGACUGCUGGCGCGGUGGGAAGGCGUGAGCUGAGAUGUCUCUGAGACAAGCUGAGGGCAUGUCCAUCAUGCAGGCCCUGGCUAUGACGGUGGCCGAGAUCCCUGUGUUUCUCUACUCAACCUUUGGCCAGUCCAUCUUCUCUCAGCUGCGCCUCUCUCCCAGCCUGAAGAAGGUUCUGUUCGCCACCGCGCUGGGCAGUGUAGCCCUGGCGCUGACUGCCCACCACUUGAAACGGCGUGGCAGGAAGCGGAAACAGUUGGGGUCCAAAGAUGCCCAGAAGACCGUACCCAUACCAGAGCUGAUCCGCUCGGGACGGCCCGCCUCCCUGAAGAGAGGGCCCACGCCGGGGCGACAGAUUAUGAGCCCCAGCACUCGCAGCCAGGACACCGUGAGCAGCAUCUCCUCCCUGGCGCAGAGCAAGCAUUCCAGUUCCUCACACAGCAUUGCUUCAAUGCGUGUACCUAUUUCUCCCAACCUUUCGCCCAGUCAGUCAAUGCCUUUGGAGGUGGCAGCUCUAGCCGAAGAAUCGGGAAUAGUAGACGAUGUCAAUGCAGAGAACCUUUACCUCAUGGGUAUGGAGUUAUUUGAAGAGGCUCUGCAGAAAUGGGAGCUGGCCCUGAACAUCCGGCAUCGCUCUCGCUCACGGAAUGACUCUACUAGCAGUAACAGCUUAGCCCUGCAGGGGGCAGCAAAUGCACUUCCAGUUGAGAUGCAAAACACACAGUUUGCCCAGAAGCUUGAGUCCCUGCUACACAGAGCCUACAACCUGCAGGAAGACUUUGGCUCAACCAUCCCUCCUGAAAGCCUGCUUGCUGAUCUGGAGAGCGAAGGAACGCUGAUAUUGCCAAACGUCGAGAUCUCCAGUCGAUUACAUGACGACGAUGCCACAACAAUUGCAUCGGAUGAGUCUUUUUUCUCUGCCGCAGAGUGGUUUGAUUCUCUAGAGGAAUGUGUAUAUCAGCCCCUGCGACCAUCUGCAUUGUAUGAGGAGGCGUUGCAGCUGGUGCGUGAGGACAAGGUGGUCUGCAGAUCCCUCAGGACAGAAUUAUUGGAGUGCUAUAGUGACCAUGACUUUCUGGCCAAACUACACUGCAUCAGACAGGCAUUUGAGAUUCUCCUUGUUGAUGAGGCCCAUCGGACGUUUUUCGUGGAGACAGGGAAACAGAUGAUCUCUGGACUCAUGGCCAAAGCCAAUAAGAGUCCAAAGGCCUUCCUGGAGAGUUAUGAGGAGAUGCUGCUGUAUACCCAGAGGGAGGAGACCUGGCCCACUACCAAGAUGGAGUUAGAAGGACGAGGGGUGGUGUGUAUGAACUUCUUUGACAUUGUAUUGGACUUCAUUCUAAUGGAUGCCUUUGAGGACCUUGAAAGCCCCCCUUCAUCCGUUGUUGCUGUCUUGAGGAACCGUUGGCUAUCUGAUAGCUUCAAAGAAACUGCUCUUGCCACAGCUUGUUGGUCUGUACUGAAGGCUAAGAGGCGUUUACUGAUGGUCCCUGAUGGGUUUAUUUCCCACUUCUACUCAAUCUCGGAACACGUCAGUCCAGUUCUUGCCUUUGGGUUCUUGGGGCCCAGGCAGCACCUGAGUGAGGUGUGCAUAAUCUUCAAGCAACAAGUGCUGCAGUACCUCAAAGACAUGUUUGAUCAUGAUAAAGUGCGGUUCGUCUCCUGUCCAUCUUUGGCCGAAGACCUCCUCAGGCUCUCGCACCGCCGUAGCGACAUCCUACUUGGCUACCUGGGAAUAGAUAGCCUGAUUGCAUCCAAUGGUGCAUUACCAAGCAACAAUACACACAGCCCAACAUUGGAGCAAGACAAAGAACAGGUCAACUCCGAUGCUGCACAUGAAUGAGACUAGGACUGUUGUCCUGGGCCACUGCAGCGCAUCCAGACUGGUUGUACAAACAAUACCUCUAAACCAGCACUGCAUACCGGACCCCCUGAACCAGCUCUGCUAGCUGGAUCUGUGAAGUAGACCUACUGUAAUGGACUUCAGGUUACCUCUGUAGCCAGGACCAUCCCACAAAGGAAAGUUUUGUGAACCGGACCUUCUUAACCAGCUCUUUACCUUAAACCGAUCCUAGCAAACCGAACCUGUUAAACUAGCCCUACAAACUGGACAAGCCUGUCCAGACAUUCACAGUCAAGAUAGACCCCUUAAAGCUGAGUCAUCCCUUGUUCUUGAAGCAGGAGUUGUACCUGAGAACCAAGGCUAACUGAUGCUCUGAUAUCUGAUCCUGAUCCCUUGCCUUUACACACACACGGACACGGACACAUGGUCACACGCAUGUGUACACUUGUGGAUGUGAACAAAAUGGUUUGUGUUCCUCUUUGGGUUUUGAAAUGUUGGGGGGGAGAAACGUGUCUUGAAUAUCAGUUUUAAUAUUAUCAAUCUUGUAUUUGUGUGUAUGUAAAUGUAUGUAUAUUUGUUUGUUUGUGUUAUUGCAUAUAACAUCACUGAAUGCAAUAAUAUGUGGUUGCAAGGUGGAUGGGUGUCAUGUGGUUGGGGUACCACACCCAAGUUUUGGCCAAAUUGAAGUGAAGGGUAUGAAUUACUAAUGAUUGAGCUUUGGUUAUUUAUUCCAUGAUAAUGGAAUGGCACUAUCCUAUUGAAUUGAAAGGGACAUUUCCCAGAAUGAAUUGAGAAGAGUAGCUGUUAGUUGUGGCAUGUGAGGAGUGAUGAAUCAUCACAUCAUGCUCUUAUGUUACCUGCUCUCACUGAGGCAUUCUGGGAUGGAGGAGUGUUUGUUUUCUUCUCCAAAUCUAAAUAGGCUGACUAGGGCAAUCACAUCGCUGUGACAACUCAGUGUCUGGUUUUGGAACUUUAUCUGGCUUAUUACUCUUCCUAUACAUUUCUUCACUCUUUAUGUUUUCACUGCUGUCUCUCUGUUUGUUUUUUUGGUCUGUUUGUCUUUCUCCCUUUAUCUCGUUCACCUACUAACACACCUUCAAACCAGUCACCACUCAUUUUACACACCCACCCACCCACACACAUUGUAACUUCCUCCUACACCCACUUGUGAGCUAAGCGUUCACACUUGACCGUUGUGGUUGUGGCAGCUGUGGGAGCAUACAUGCUGUGACAUAAUCAGUGUACACACCCUCAUUUACACCCCCCUCGCCUCUGAUCUCCUUGAAGGGGCAGGGACAAAAUGGCAUUGAGGCUGACACUCUGCCAAUGAAAAUGGCUGCUGUCAUCAUAGACCUGGUAACUGUAAAUAUAAUCGUAAUUUUUGACAGGACGUCUUAAUAUGUUAUCGGUUAUUUUCCCCAAAAUGCCUUCUGAUCUGUAAUGUGUUUGUUGCCGACACCCGCUAACUCUGCCUCUGCUCCUUUUGCACUUUAUGAAGUAGGAACAUCGCACACAGUGUUGGUGUUAUCCAUUGUGAUUUUAUGUGAUUUUACUUUUUUUAUUUUGUGUUGAACCAUUUCUGGCGUAGGUCAGCCUGUAAUGUUGGCCUAUCUGAGAUCUUAAAGGCUAAGUUGACUUCUGCGGUUUACUAAGUUAAUGAUUGCACUCCGUGUAAUACUGUAUAUAAAGUAAUUCUACCAUAUGAGGUUAUCAGGUGAGGAGAAUGUUAGGAGGUCUGUGUUCAAAACUAGAACUCUAAUCCUUAAAACAAUAUAAACUUGACCAUACAGUAAACUGACCUCUUUUUUGGAGUUUUGCAUUGAUGCUCCAGACAUCGCCCUAUCACUGGUAUAAUCACAGCAGGGAAAAGGCGCAGCAGUAAUUUUCCAUUAAGUAGAGGGAAGCAUCACUUCACAGGAAACGCCUAGUAGGGUUCCUCCAUUGGUUCUUGUGAUGCUGUAAUGAAGCCAAUGGACCUUUUUCUGUAAUGGCUUUUUUAGAGGCUGUCCCAAAAACUGAAAAUGCAUGAAUACACAUAGGUUGCUCGCUGUUGAUGAUAUGAAGAUAAAAUCUGCAGUGUUUCCUCUUGAAUCUGUGUAUGUAUGCAAGGAUCAUGUAAAUGCCUUUGUUGUAUACCUUUUUUCAACAAUGCCAGAGCAAAAUGUUGACAUUGUACUUUCAUGAAAUGGUAUUUUGUUGUUUUCAUAAUGAAAUAUACUCAUGCCUUCUCCCAAGCUG
This is a messenger RNA of Alosa alosa (allis shad), 4407 nucleotides long. RefSeq names its product mitoguardin 2 (gene miga2). The record is from RefSeq and is a predicted model, not a curated record. The transcript has 16 exons. Gene Ontology annotation, biological process: mitochondrial fusion. Bases 361 to 2169 code for a protein of 602 amino acids. Lineage: Eukaryota; Metazoa; Chordata; Actinopteri; Clupeiformes; Clupeidae.